Messenger RNA from Rotaria sordida, 927 nucleotides. NCBI's taxonomy places the organism in Eukaryota, Metazoa, Rotifera, Eurotatoria, Philodinida, Philodinidae. The record is from the annotation of a GenBank genome assembly.
AUGCUUCGUGGAAACGCAUCGAUGUUUCCACCAAAUGUUCGUAUGGUUCAUUUGCAUCUGAUUAAUCCGUAUGGUGCUUCAUAUAUUCUCAAAGAAAAUGAACAAAAUGCUGAUCAAUUAAAGAACGAAGCUAUGUAUUAUACACUCAAUUAUGACAAUCCUAUCCUUCAACAAUUUAUCGAUCAAAUUGAUUUACCCAACUUGGGAAAUAUUUCUACUCAACAGAACGUAUUUGCAUCCUUUGCUCAACUGAUUGCCGAUUACGGUGAAGACGCUGUUAACUUAGCUCUAAAAACAGGACAGGGAAAGCGGCCUCAAGGCAUUGCAUAUUUCGGACCAUCAAAAUCAUGGUCGAGUCAAACUGAAGAGUAUGUUGUCGACAAAUAUUUUCCUUAUGCAACUGAUAUUCUUUUGUUUGAUUGGCACACUGCAGUCGGUCCAUACGGUACCUGGUCAUUUGUUCCCAUUGAUAACGAGUCAGAAGUUGCAUUCAAGCGAUGGGCACCGAAUGCUCUAAUGUUGCCUUAUGAUCUUGGCCUUCCUCCAGGUGGUCAGGUACCGUACAGUACUAUUAAAGUUAGAACAGGAGCAAGACGUGUUAUAAGAGGUUUUUGGGAAGCUGGUACAUACAAUUUGACCAUGGAAACAAACGCAAUGUUUAUACUACGCUUGUAUUGCCGUAUUUAUAGCAAUAUAACUGAUCCAUUUUGUAAAGAUAUCAUUUCGAAAACGCUGGAAUACUUUUAUCCACAAGCAGAUGAAUGGAAAAGAUUAACAUACAAUGCAAUUAACAAUGUUCUUCCCAAGGUUUUAUCUGGCUUCGCUGCCGAAUUAAACAUCGGAACUAAAGUAAUUGUUUCUGGCUUGCAUAUCAUUAUAGGAGCUAUCAUUGGACUUCUUUGGUUUCGAAUGUACAACAAUAUUUAA